AUGCAUGCAUUGCUGAUCUUCCGCAAGUGGCGGAGCAAGAUCGGGAACGCCAUACUGGCAGUGCUCCCACCCUUGAAUUUCUUGACGCUACACUAUUUCUAUUUCAUCGCUACAUGCAUGAUCGCCAGUAUCAUAUUUUACUUGACAUCGACGCCAUGGCGCAGCGUUACCUAUGUGGACUCGAUUUUCAUGUGUGUCAGUGCCAUGACUGGUGCCGGAUUGAAUACGGUGGACCUGUCGACUCUGAACAGUUUCCAACAAGCAGUUUUGUUUACCCUGCUUAUCCUGGGCCAUGCUAUUCUCAUCUCCCUCACUGUACUUCUAGUACGUAAGAGAGCUUUCGAGGCAAAGUUCAAGGGCGUCUCCGAUGAGCGGGAAAGAGAGCAGUCUACUCGCAACCACUCCGAAGUUGAAAUGCAGGCUAGGGACCGGGGAGCCGUGCACGGAAGUAUCGGGGCUGAUCUACCGAGCGAGAACACUGAAGGACACGGCUGUAAACCACACCCAAAGCCAUCCGUGUUGGUCCAAGUGACUCCAGGGGAGUCGUCAUCCCGCGAUGAACACCUAUGGGUGGACGACGAUCAAAUAACAAUCGGCGGCACACCCUGCCGUCAUAAUCAUCACCACCGAGUCUUCCCCAUGGCUGGCAUCGGGGCGAGACCGGACCUGCAUAACCACCCCCGUGACGCAGCGCCCAAUGUUCCUUUGGUCACAAAGGAUUCAGUAUCUGGCUUCAGGGGAAUUCUCCGCGGUACACAGAAGUAUAUGGCCUCUAAGGGACUGUUGUCCCGCAACUCCCAGUUCCAUGACCUCACUGCUGCUGAGCGCGAGGAACUAGGUGGCGUGGAGUAUAAGGCCGUCUCACUUCUCUCUGUGGUUGUGUCCCUUUACUUCAUCUUGUUUAUUAUGUUCGGCAUAAUCGGUGUCGGUUGCUGGCUAGAAGUCAACGAUCCCGCGGUGACGCGCACGAACGGCCUCUCGCCUUUCUGGACGGGUGCUUUCUUUGCUGUUUCUGCUUUCGUGAACAGUGGCAUGUCGCUCCUGGAUGCUAAUAUGACUGCUUUGCAGUUGAAGGCUUACCCACUUCUUACAAUGGGAUUGCUCAUUCUCGCUGGAAACACCCUCUUCCCAUGUUUCCUGCGGUUUAUUAUCUGGACCAUGAGAGUCAUGCUUCCAGAUCUGCCGAAAUGGCAGUCAUGGCGCAUAACCCUUGAUUUCAUCCUGGAACACCCUCGAAGGGUCUAUACGAAUCUCUUCCCUGCUCGCCAUACGUGGUAUCUACUCGGCACGAUCAUCAUUCUGAACGGUGUCGACUGGGCGGCAUUUGAGUUGCUGUCCAUUGGAAACAAGGACAUUGAGAGUCUGCCUACCGAAUACCGUGUGUUGGAUGGACUGUUCCAGGCCCUAGCGGUACGCGCUGGUGGAUUCUACGUUGUAACCAUCGCCGAUCUUCACCAGGGUCUCUUGGUUCUCUAUGUACUCAUGAUGUACGUUUCUGCGUACCCAGUAACACUUACAAUGCGCAACACAAACGUCUACGAAGAACGUUCGCUAGGAAUCUACGCGCACGACGAAACACCCGACUCACCAGCAAACACAAGCCGCAGCAACGUAGUAAUGGACCUAAUCCGACACCACCUCGGUCGCCCAGGCCCGUCCGAGACUUCUCGUGGCUACUUCCUGCAUCAGCAGCUCCGCUCCCAGCUUAGCCAUGAUUUGUGGUGGAUUGCGCUGGCAGUCUUCUUUAUUGCCAUCGCAGAGUCAGAUCACUAUGACCCCCAACCUGUGGCUUUCUCCACCUUCAAUAUUAUCUUCGAGGUCGUCUCCGCUUACGGUUGUGUGGGUGUUAGUGUUGGCUUCCCUGGGAAGAAUUAUUCGUUCUGUGGUGCGUGGCAUACUAUUAGCAAGUUGAUCCUUGCUGCUGUGGCUUUGCGUGGUAGGCAUCGUGGUUUGCCGGUGGCUAUUGAUAAGGCUAUAAUGUUGCCCAAUGAGUCUUUGGCUUGGGCUGAGGAGGAAGAUGCUGCUAUGCGGAGGGAUAGGUCUAGGGUUUGGGCUCAGGAGCGUGGGCCUGUUGGGUCUGUUUAG
Penicillium vulpinum is the source of this 2085-nucleotide messenger RNA. RefSeq lists its product as uncharacterized. The transcript is spliced from 9 exons. Gene Ontology annotation, biological process: potassium ion import across plasma membrane; intracellular potassium ion homeostasis. NCBI's taxonomy places the organism in Eukaryota, Fungi, Ascomycota, Eurotiomycetes, Eurotiales, Aspergillaceae. Gene Ontology annotation, molecular function: high-affinity potassium ion transmembrane transporter activity. The record is from RefSeq and is a predicted model, not a curated record. Bases 1 to 2085 code for a protein of 694 amino acids. Gene Ontology annotation, cellular component: plasma membrane.